CCAAGUCAAUUCCGCAGUUGAGAUCCAAACACCAAUCCAUCGCCGCCGCAAAAAUGCCGCCGGCCGCCCUCCUCCUCCUUCUCCACCACCUCCUCCUUGCCUCCGCCGCCCCGAUCUCCGGCCUCGACUCCUUCCUCUCCCUCCAAGCCCGCAAAGAUCCCCCCGCCUCCAACGACUCCUUCGUCUCCCUCCCCUCCUCCAUCAAAACCUCCCUCUCCCACCCCCUCCCCACCCACCCCCCCACCCCUUCCUCCCUCCUCUCCCUCUCCCUUCCCGUCCCUGUCUCCGUCCACCUCGUCGGCCCCACCUUCACCACCUCCGCCCCCUCCCUCCUCGCCUCCUUCCUCUCCUCCGCCCUCACCUCCGAUCUCUUCCACGUCAUCACCCCCUUCGACUCCUCCUCCCACCACCUCUCCCUCUCCCACUCCCUCCACCUCACCCCCGCCCUCUCCCCUCCCUCCCUCUCCACCUCCAUCUCCUCCGCCCUCUCCGCCCACCUCUCCUCCCACCCCCACCCCAUCCGCUCCUCCCUCACCCCCGUGCCCUACUCCCUCGUCGAUCAGAUCAUCCGCGACGAUUUCGACAAUGAGAAACACGCCAAUUCCUUCCACAUCUACAUCAUCCACCUCGGUUCGCAGCAGACCAAACCCUACGCUUACAGUUAUACCCCCGGCGAGAGCUCCCCCGGCUCAACCAAAUGCCUCGGCACAAUCUGGACCGGAAAAGAACGCUAUUUAUGGAUCGAUUUGGGUGCUGGACCGGUCGAUUACGGUCCUGCCUUGUCCGGCGACGGAGUUAUCCCCAAAGGCGAGUUUCAUCCGAUGGCGGCGCUCCACGGCCGGCCUAAAUCGCAGAAGGCGCUGCUCUCUGACUUGGCAUCGCUUGUGUCGAGUGCGUAUCAGGUACUGUUAGUUCCAUCUCUGAGGAUUCCUGUGCCUUUUGAAAGUAAAUUGGUUGUUCAAUUCAUUCACAUCAAUGACGGUAAAGGUGGUGGUAGUGUGGGAUUGGAUUGGAAUUCGAUUGAGAGGAAUUUCAGAGAUGAUGUUAGUGACCGUGGAUUGUUGGUUGGGGAUCAGAGCUUGAGUUUCAAGAGAUAUGAAUUGAAGUAUUCAGAGUGCUCUAUUUGUUCGUUUGCGAUUACUAGGGCUACCACUUCAUACACGUCUAGAUACUUGUUUGAUAACUAUACUUUGAUUGUGAGUGAGUAUUUGGAUUCAAAGCGUUUGCAUCAGACGAUUUUGGAAUCUAAUAAUGAGUUUAGGAGGGUGGGUGGGGUUCCUGAGGAGGAAUUCGGGAGAAUUCUUCCUGUGUAUGUCUUUGAUCUUGAUAUCAAUGCGAUACUGUUGCUCGACCGGUAUCACCAGUCCGUGGCAUUUAAGGACAUGGUGAUAGCGAUCAGGACGAAGAGCACGCAGGCUGUGAGUGACUACAGCUGCAAUGGGCAUCACGUGUUCAUACAGACUCGUGAGCUUGAGAGGCCAUUGGUGGGCUCGAUCUUGCAGAGUAUGUGGGGCGUUUCUCCAACUCAUAUGGUAUGGAGCCCGAGGCACAACAGCUCGCUCAUGGACUAUACGUGGAGCGUUGGACAGACCCCGUUUGGGCCGUUCUCGGAGAUGCCCUCAUUGUCUUUUAUCCAGAAGGAUGCUGCCCGUAGGAAUGUGUUCCUUACUUCAUUGAACUACAGCAUCACAAGUGGGAUUGAUGUUCUUGAGUCGAUUGUUGCACAUGGCGGGGAGAGGAAGCUUCUGGGGCAUAACCGGCGGACUGAGUUCUACCAGAGGUGGAACUUGUUUAGGUACAAGCUGGAGAAGUCAAUCUCUGCUCUUUCGCAUUUUGACUACGAGAUGGCACUGUACUACCUGAGGUCAUCUGAUCACGACCUGUAUGGGAUGAACUCGCUCGUGUACCAAGCGUCCCAGGAGCUGGAGGCGUCACUUGUCUGCUUCAAGGAUCCACCUUUUCCAUGGGCGUCCUUUCUCAUGUCUGUUGGGAUUUGUGUUGCUUUGGUCUUUGCUUAUGCGAAAAGGGACAAGUUUUUUCAAAACAAGAGGAAACAGUUUUAAGGUUUUGCAAAUGUUAGGCUUCUUAGCAUGUCUGGAUCAACACAUCUGUAUUUCAAGUGGAGAGGUGAUUGCAAUGUAUAAUUCACUUGUUCGAGGAAUGGAAUUUUGUUCAGCUUUA
Molecule: messenger RNA, 2181 nt
Organism: Salvia splendens (bonfire salvia)
Lineage: Eukaryota; Viridiplantae; Streptophyta; Magnoliopsida; Lamiales; Lamiaceae
Exons: 1
Coding region: 54-2063 (669 amino acids)
Source: RefSeq, a predicted model, not a curated record